ACUAAUCUAAAACAAUCCAAGACCACUUGUGGCGCAUGUUAGCGGAAAGAGUAAAAGUGGACAUGGUCACAUCGGUCUUGUGGAAAAGGCAAAGCGAGGCCUAAAAGCACUCUCGUUGAAAUUUCUCAAAGGGGAAGACGGAAGAGAAAAAGGAUUGAAGGCCACAAAAUAAUGCUCUGGAAUACCUCUUCUUAACAAACAACCAUUACAACGAAACAAGAAGAGAUUCAGAAGAUUUGAAAACAGAAUCCGGCACAGAAGAUAGGAGGAGAGCACAACUGAGAGAUGUCGUGUUCUUCGUCAUCCGGUUCGGAAGAGGAAGAUGAGGGGUUCGACGCUUACCGGAAAGGUGGAUACCACGCCGUCAGAGUGGGGGAUCAAUUCGCUGGUGGGCGUUACAUCGCUCAGAGGAAGCUUGGUUGGGGUCACUUCUCCACCGUUUGGCUCGCUUACGACACACGCUGCUCUAGGUUUGUUGCUCUGAAGAUCCAGAAAAGUGCAGCUGAAUUUGCCGAGGCUGCCGUCCAUGAGAUCGAGUUCUUGUCAGCAAUAGCUGAUGGUGAUCCUUCUAAUUGCAAGUGUGUUAUUCGAUUGAUUGACCACUUCAAGCAUACAGGCCCAAAUGGACAGCAUUGGUGUAUGGUUCUCGAGUUCCUUGGUGACAGUCUACUACGACUGAUCAGAUAUAAUCGCCAUAAAGGCCUUAAAUUGAAUAACGUGAGGGAGAUUUGCAGAUGGAUUCUGGUAGGCCUUGAUUACUUGCACAGAGAACUUCGCAUAAUCCAUACAGAUCUUAAACCUGAAAAUAUUGUCCUUGUAUCCACCAUAGAUCCCACCAAGGACCCAAUUCGGUCUGGGUUAUCCCCGAUACUCAAGAGGCCUGAGGGAAAUCCUAAUGGAACCCCUGUGGUCAAUAUGAUUGAAAGGAAGCUGAAAAGGAGGGCAAAGAGGGCAGUGGCUAAAAUUGCAGAAAGGAGGGCUUCAAUGGGGGGGCUUCCUGUUAAUCCAGUCCGUGAGAGGAACUUGGAUGUAAUUGAUUUUAAGUGCAAGAUUGUGGAUUUUGGAAAUGCAUGUUGGGUUGAUAAACAAUUUUCAGAAGAGAUUCAAACAAGACAGUAUAGAUCACCUGAGGUUAUCCUUGGAACUGGGUAUUCAUUCUCUGCUGAUAUGUGGUCUUUUGCUUGCAUUGCAUUUGAGCUUGCUACUGGCGACAUGCUGUUUGCUCCUAAGAGUGGUCAGGGGUUUAGUGAUGAUGAGGAUCACCUUGCUUUGAUGAUGGAGUUACUUGGGAAGAUACCUAGGAAGAUGGCCGUUGGAGGAUCUCGAUCUAAAGAUUUCUUUGACAGAUAUGGAGACCUGAAGAGGAUCCGGAGACUAAAACAUUGGCCCCUAGACCGAAUUCUAGUCGAUAGAUACAAAUUUCUUGAAUCUGAUGCUCGGGAAUUUGCUGAAUUUCUGUGUCCGUUGUUGGAUUUUACACCAGAGAAACGGCCAACUGCACAGCAGUGCCUGCAACACCCGUGGCUAAAUAUCAGAAAUACUAUCCCAAGUGAGGAAAAGAAAGAACAAAGUAGAGGAAAAUUGGAAGAGGAAAAGAAAGAAAAAACUGUAGGAAAGUUGGAAGUUGGGAUGAACAAAGUUCAGAUUAAGGUGGGCAAGUGAAGAAGGGAUUGAAGGUUUUGGCAUGGGGCAACCUUUCAAAAGUCCCUCUCUCCGCCUUAAUGGGUAUUGUUUGUGGUUUACUUUUUUGGGUUUGUAAAGUUUCAAUAAGAUUCAAUUUAUUUGAUUGAUUUAAAGGUGUAUAUUAAUGAAUGUUGUAAUGAGAAAGCGGCGUUGAAGAAAGACAGAAAUCCUACAUAUUACUGGACGGUCUGGCAGACAUGCUUGGUUGAAGAUGGCUAAACUCUAAGGAGUUGCGAGGGGGAAGUGACUAGUGAGAACUUGGCUGGGGAGAGUCGCACGUUAACUGUUUCAGUCGAUCGAUGCUAACAAUCUUCCAGGAAAUGCACGUUGUGCCACGUAAAAAAGCCAUGACUAUUCCCUUCUACUAGGAGCACCUUUUCACAAGCAGCACUUUACAUUGGAGGAGAAUCAUAAUUAUUAAUUAGGUGGUAGCACAGUUUUGCUUUAUCAAGUCAUGAUGACAGAUGCAAUUGUGCGUUCAGAUAACAAUGCUAGAGCUAUGUGAAUUUUAAGGGGAACUAUAUAUUAUUUUCUCGUGCUAUCUCUAUCUUUUUAAAGAGUUCAUUAGCCACCAGAAUUGGUAAAUUGUAGUAUUGUACUACUGUCAACGCAAAGACGGUGCAUCUCCUGGUUUGGUGUAUCAUGGACUUGAUGAGAUAAAUUUGUACGACCA
Molecule: messenger RNA, 2356 nt
Organism: Nelumbo nucifera (sacred lotus)
Lineage: Eukaryota; Viridiplantae; Streptophyta; Magnoliopsida; Proteales; Nelumbonaceae
Biological process (GO): peptidyl-serine phosphorylation; regulation of mRNA processing; spliceosomal complex assembly
Molecular function (GO): ATP binding; protein serine/threonine kinase activity
Source: RefSeq, a predicted model, not a curated record